AUGGUGUUCUACUUUCACAAAAUCAACCUUGGAAACCACUUCAAACCACUUUCAAAGAGAGCACAACGUGUUGUCCUGACCUGCUCCUGGAUCUCCUUUGGUCUUAUCGGAGCGAUGAUGAUUUCGCAAGGAACUGUCAAGACUGUGGAACAUCGACCUGUUGCUGUUGGUCUUCAAAACAGCGAGCGCGUCGUUUUCGAGAAAAAGGCCUGA
Messenger RNA from Oikopleura dioica, 213 nucleotides. The record is from the annotation of a GenBank genome assembly. Lineage: Eukaryota; Metazoa; Chordata; Appendicularia; Copelata; Oikopleuridae.